CACUCCAAAUGAAAGAAGAAUUUUACUGUCCAUUUUCCAUAUCUAACUUUUCUAUUAUAAAAAUCCAAUCAUAAAUUCAUUUGUGUGCUUCUUACUUCUGGCUUAGGUGAUGAUCAUAAGCCUCCAAGGAAUGAUUUUGGGCUAGCCCAUCUAACGAAGUCCACAGGUACAAAGACGAAGAAAGAAAAGGUGUUAUUAAAAUUGUUUCUCUGCACCUUGUUAGGGUUUCUGUGUUGAAGCUCUUACUCCGUGGAUGCAAACUUCGCGAUUGAAACAGAGUCCUAGCCAUGGCUGAACGGACAGAGAAGGGUUUUCUGAAGCAACUGAAAGUGUUUCCAAGCUCUAAGAAAGGUGGGAAGGGAAAGAGGUCAGGGAGAGCCGAGAAUUGUUUUCGGAAGUCAAUUGGGCUUGGACUCAAGACUCCCAAAGAUGCCAUUGAAGAAAAAAUGGUCAGGACUAGAGGAAGACACGGUAAACUUGUCCGACGUGAUCAACGUAAGCGUGGGGUUCCCAUAUCUAUGCAUGGUGAUUUAGCAGUAGAGCUUGGAAAUAUCUCUUAUGGUAAUGUGUUAUCCAGGCAUACUGCUAGUAGUGGCCAGCAUCCACCCCAUCUUCCUCAUUCCUCCAUUCCCUCUUCGUCCACCCCCUCUCCGUCCACUCCCUCCUCAUCCACCCCUUCUCCACCAACUUCCUCUUCAAAUACCCCUUCACAACUCACUCCCUCUUCAUCUACCCCCUCUUUCUCUACUGAUCAAAGACAUGUUUUUCAAUCGUCUUUGCGUUCUAUGCCAUUGCCUCAUCAUACAUCUACGUCAGUACUUCAUCACACCACUUAUCCACCACUACAUCCCACUACUUAUCCACCACUACAUCCCAAUUUUCCCCAAACAGUACCGCCAGUACUGCCCUCUUCUGCCCCGAAAGUCCACGACACUCGUCGUACCAUAGUCCAAUCCUUUUCUCCUACAGUCCACUUCCCCUUUCAUCCCUUAGUCCAAGUUCCCUCUACUCCCUUAGGCCAAACCUCCUUUGCUCUCCCAGUCGAGCCCCCCCAUGAUGAUGUAGUCCAGCACACCCCAGCUACUUCAAACCACCAUGUCCUUCCUGAGGAGGUGCCUCGUGAUGCUAGUGGGAGGGUUAUCAUAAGACCCGUGGGUAAAGGUUGGACACCUAACCGUUAUGCAGUUGAGGCCAUUGGUCAUGCAAUUAGGUCACAAUUCGGAGGUCCCUACCACCAUUAUGAGGCUAUGCCUGAGGACGCCCAACUUAAAUGGUGGACUAAAUUUAAGGCUAGAGUGACUUGGGCCCCUCAAGAUGAGUGGCAAAUUAGAAAAGUCUAUGAGUCAAAAGUUAGAAAACGCCUCUCUGAUAUGUUGACUAAAGCAAGGGUGAGAGGGAACAAACCUAGCUGGAUUGGAGAACAAGCAUGGAGUGCACUUUUGAACUAUUGGGAUUCUGAGAAGUUCAAAGAAAGAUCAUCCCGAAACAAAAUCAAUCGGUCUUCAGCUAGAGGUGGAGCGUUGCACUCGACGGGUCGAAAAUCACACUUGGACAUAGCAUUGGCUCUAGAACGUAAAUAUGGUCGACCUGUAGAGCCGGAUGAAUUAUUUCUAGCUACUCACACCAAGAAGAAUGGGGGUUGGGUAGAUGGUCGUGCCCGGGAGACUUAUGAAACCUACCAUGAGCGGUUGAGGGUCAUCCAAGCAGAAAGUUUUGAAAGAUCAACAUCCGACCCCAAACAAAUAAGUGCAGUAAUAAAGAUUCAAUGUUGGAAGGAUGUUGCUGGAGGCAAGAGUAAAGGUAGAGUUUAUGGUACAGCAGAUUUGGCUGCCAACAUUCGUCACGGAGUCUCAUCCCUCACUCAGCCAUCCUUGUUAGCUGCUGCCACCAAUCACAUUGACCUCUCUGCUACCGAUCACAUUGACUAUUCUGCUGAGAAUGAACAACUUCGUCGACAAGUCACACAAGCAAACAUAACUGCUCGUGAAGCAAUGGAAAAGUGUGCAAAGUUGGAGGACACUAUGCAGUUGCUUAAACAACAAAUGGCGAUGAUGAUGGAACGACGGGUUGAAGACAUGUCAACAAGUAUAACUUAGGUUCACACUCACUAUGGCGUGAUGAUCAACCACUUGAGUUCAUCUGCACCGUACUUCAACUCAUCAUCCGCUAUGAUUUUGUACUCACCUGGACCUAUCUUUCAAAUGGAACAAAUUUGUGUUUCUAAUUUCAUGUAAUAUCUGGAUUUGGAUUUAGAAUCAAAUUAUAAUUCCAGGUUUGAUGUAUAUGUGAAAUUGGAAUUGAAAUUGCACAUUGGAAUUGGAUUACUAUGGUAACUUGUUGUAUAUACUGUAAUUGGUUUUAAUUACAAUUCUAUUUGGAUCUAGAA
Messenger RNA from Vigna unguiculata (cowpea), 2386 nucleotides. RefSeq lists its product as uncharacterized. Gene Ontology annotation, biological process: transposition. NCBI's taxonomy places the organism in Eukaryota, Viridiplantae, Streptophyta, Magnoliopsida, Fabales, Fabaceae. The record is from RefSeq and is a predicted model, not a curated record.